UUUUCAUUGAAUAGGAUAAACGAAAUACUUACUCUUAUAUGAUCCUAGUUCUUAAGACUAAUUGUUUAUUUUGAUUUAACAAAGAAAAAAUGGAAUUUCCAUUUAACUUAAAAAAAAGUUCUGCCUCGAGUACCAAUACCAAAGUAUAUGUUGCUACUUUUGAUUUCGAGAUUGGAAUGAUCAUGGCAGCUGGUGAUGAUGAAUUUCUUUAUAUUGUUGCCUUUAAAGAUUCAAAAAACGUUAAAGACAUUUUUGUAAAAGUAGCAAAAGAACUUUCAUGUGAAUUUGUAAAUAAAAAGAACAAGUUACUAGAGAAUUUCGAAGUAGAAUUAAAAGAUUAUUUUGAUGGUAAACUCAAGAACUUCAGUAUACCUAUUAAAUUUUUUGGUACAGAUUUUCAAAAGGAGGUUUGGGAUUUGCUGUACAAACAAGAUUAUGGAACAACUCAGACUUACGGAGACUUGGCAAAAGCAUUAGGGCGAUCUGGGAGCCAUGCUAGAGCAAUUGGUGCUGCAUGUGGGGCCAAUGGACAUAUAAUUGUUAUUCCAUGUCACAGGAUAGUUGCAUCAGGUUCAAAGGGAGGGUUCAGUAGUGGUGGUGACAGGAAAGAAUGGUUGUUACAACAUGAACAUAAGUACAGUUGAAAUGUUAUGGUAACGGCACUUGUUUUUAGACUUAAAUAGUAACAGAAAGUACAAACUUGUCUUAAAACAUUCAAUGUUACAAAUGAGUUAUGUUAAAAAUAAAUUCAUUUGAAAAUAUGUGUAAUUACAUUUUA
This is a messenger RNA of Pieris napi, 778 nucleotides long. Its product is annotated as methylated-DNA--protein-cysteine methyltransferase, inducible-like. Gene Ontology annotation, biological process: DNA repair. The record is from RefSeq and is a predicted model, not a curated record. Bases 90 to 644 code for a protein of 184 amino acids. Gene Ontology annotation, molecular function: methylated-DNA-[protein]-cysteine S-methyltransferase activity. NCBI's taxonomy places the organism in Eukaryota, Metazoa, Arthropoda, Insecta, Lepidoptera, Pieridae. The transcript has 2 exons.